AUGCAGCAACAACAACAACAACAAAAUGAGAUCGGAAAAAACGGAGAUCUCUCUUCUCUCGGAACGGAUUUUGAAAUGUGUUUGACACGUUUACUCACCUCUCUCUCUCUCUCUCUCUCUCUCUCUAAACAACAGACCGGCAUCCAAAAGCUGAAAAAUUUGUUAGACAACCCGUCCUCGAAGAACAACGAGAACAACGGAGAGAACAACGGGAAUGUGGUCGAAGAAAUCAACGCGCAAGAGUUUAUGAUUCAUUACACGACGUGUUACGACAUGUGCACGCAAAAACCGCCGCACGACUACUCGGAAGCGCUGUAUAAAAAAUACAAGGAAGUGUUCGAGGAGUACAUCGACAGCGUGUGCAUACCGGCGCUGAAAUCGAGGUCCGGGGAGUUUUUACUGAGAGAGUUGGACUUGAGGUGGAAAAAUCACGACAUCAUGGUUCGAUGGAUGUCGCGCUUCUUCAACUAUUUGGAUCGGUAUUACAUCGCCAGACACUCGUACGCGAGUUUAAAAGACGUCGGGAUGACGUGCUUUCGGGACAGAGUGUACAAAACGUUAGCCGGGGCGAUGAAAGACGCGACGUUGACGUUGAUCGAUAAGGAGAGAGAAGGCGAACAAAUCGACCGCGCGUUGGUGAAAUCCAUCGUGUCUAUUUUCGUCCAAAUGGGUUCGGAUCCGAAUAGCGAGCCGUUGCAAGCGUACGAGUUGGAUUUUGAGACGCCGAUGUUAAACGUCACCGCGGCGCAUUACAAGAGACAAGCCGCAGUUUGGAUAGAAGAAGAGUCGUGCCCGAACUAUUUGGUUUUAGCGGAAGGGUGUUUGGACAUGGAAAAAGAUCGAGUGCAGCAUUAUUUGCACCCGUCGACGGAGCCGAAACUCAUGUCGAAAAUCGAGCACGAAAUUUUAGCCGAACACGAAACGAAGCUUCUGGAGAAGGAAGGCAGCGGCGUUUCGUGGUUGUUAAACAACGACCGAAAAGAGGAUUUGGCGAGAUUGUUUCGCUUGUUCACGCGCAUUCCAAACGGCGUCGAUCCGAUCGCCAAGGCGUUCAAAGAUCACGUCACGGAGCGAGGCUUGGAACUCGUCGAGAUGGCGACGCAAAGCAUCAACGAGGAAGGCACGGUAAGCGGGAAGCAACAAGCGUUGCCGUCUACGGUCGAACAGUCGUUCGUUCAAGACAUCAUCAAGUGUCACGACAAGUACAUCGCGUUCGUUUCCGAGUGUUUCAACGACGACGUGGUUUUCCAACGCGCGUUCAAAGACGCGUUUGAACGCUUCUGCAACAAGAGCAUCGGCGAAGUGACCAUCGCGGAGUUACUCGCGAACUUUUGCCAUUCGGUUUUGAAGAAAGGUGGGAAAGAAAAGUUAACGGACGAAGUCAUCGAAGAUCACUUGGAGAAAAUCGUCAAGCUUCUCGCGUACAUCUCGGACAAGGACUUGUUCGCCGAAAUCGCCAAACAAAAACUCGCCACGCGUUUGUUGCAAGAUCAAUCGGCGAGCGAAGAUUUGGAAAGAUCUCUCUUAUCGAAACUGAAACAAUGCAACGGCGCGCAGUUUACGAUGAAGAUGGAAUCCAUGGUGAGCGAUAUUCAAAUGGCGAAAGAAAACAACCCGAAAUACGUGGAGUGGUUGAAAGAAAAAAGCGCGAAGAACAACGAGCCGAUGCCGAAAACGGACAUGAAUGUCACCAUCUUAGCAGACGGGUCUUGGCCGACGUACACGGUGAUGGCGAUGACGUUACCGGAAGAGUUGACGGAGUGCGUGAAAAAGUACGAAGAGUUUUACGAGAACACGUACGCAUCUAGGAAGUUGACGUGGAUUUUCGGCGCCGGUUCGGGCGUCACGUUGAACAUCAAGUUCGCGCAAAAGCCAAUCGAAAUUUCCUGUUCGACGUUGCAAGCGUCCAUCUUGUUGCUCUUUCGAGAGUUUGAUUCGUUGAAAGUGGAGGAAAUUUGCGAGAAAAUGGGCGUCGGGAUUGAUGAUUUACGCGAGGAACUCCCGGCAAUUAUGUUCUCCAAGUUUAAGCUUUUAAAGCACCAGCCGGCGAACCCGGACGAAAAGAAACGCACCAUCAACGCUUUGGACGUCAUCACUUUUAACGACGACUUCACGGACAAGGCGAGAAAAAUUAAAAUUCCGAAAAUGAGUAAAGUCGAUCGUAAAAAAGUGAACGAAAUCGUCGACCAAGACAGAGACCAAACGAUUUUAGCCGCGGUUGUCCGCGUGAUGAAGUCGAGAAAGACGAUGAAACACGGAGAUAUACAGCUGGAAGUGGUCAACUCGUUGAAGAAAUUGUUCUUGCCCGAAGUGAAGAAAGUGAAGAAAAUGAUUGAAAAAGCCAUCGAUCAAGAGUACAUCGAAAGAGAUCCGGACGAUAAAAUGAAGUUCAGGUACUUGGCGUAA
Bathycoccus prasinos is the source of this 2406-nucleotide messenger RNA. RefSeq lists its product with no specific name. Gene Ontology annotation, molecular function: ubiquitin protein ligase binding. The coding region runs from base 1 to 2406 and encodes 801 amino acids. Gene Ontology annotation, biological process: protein ubiquitination; ubiquitin-dependent protein catabolic process. The transcript has a single exon. The record is from RefSeq and is a predicted model, not a curated record. Lineage: Eukaryota; Viridiplantae; Chlorophyta; Mamiellophyceae; Mamiellales; Bathycoccaceae. Gene Ontology annotation, cellular component: cullin-RING ubiquitin ligase complex.